Salarias fasciatus (jewelled blenny) is the source of this 2031-nucleotide messenger RNA. It is a transcript of the gene slc34a2b, whose product is annotated as solute carrier family 34 member 2b. The transcript is spliced from 13 exons. The record is from RefSeq and is a predicted model, not a curated record. Lineage: Eukaryota; Metazoa; Chordata; Actinopteri; Blenniiformes; Blenniidae. Gene Ontology annotation, biological process: intracellular phosphate ion homeostasis; sodium-dependent phosphate transport. The coding region runs from base 118 to 2031 and encodes 637 amino acids. Gene Ontology annotation, molecular function: sodium:phosphate symporter activity. Gene Ontology annotation, cellular component: vesicle; apical plasma membrane; brush border.
GGCGGCGCGUGUUGCGCGCACAGCACUGUUAUAUAAGCGUCGGCCAAGCCCGACCUGAGCGACAGGUGACCCGCCAGCCGAGGCUCUUUCUCCAGCUCCGGACUCUCCGCCGCAGUCAUGGCUCCAAGACCAGAAGUGGGGUCCCACUCCUCAGUCUCUCUCGGAGACAAUGACUCCACUAAAGGAUCAGACAUACCCCCUGCUCACUCCACCGUGGAUCUAGUGAACAAAGACGCUGAAAAAGAGGACCCCUGGGCUCUGCCCGAACUCAAAGACACUGGGGUCAAAUGGUCAGAACUGGAUGGAAAGGGAAAGGUUCUGAGGGUGGUAACAUCGGUGGUGAAGUUGGCUUUACUGCUCGGACUUCUUUACCUGUUUAUCUGCUCUCUGGAUGUUCUCAGCUCUGCCUUCCAGCUCGUCGGAGGCAGAGUUGCCGGUGACAUCUUUCAGGACAAUGUUGUGUUAUCUAACCCUGUGGCUGGCCUGGUGAUCGGAGUGUUAGUCACAGUGCUGGUGCAGAGCUCCAGCACUUCCUCCUCCAUUGUGGUCAGCAUGGUGUCCUCAGGAUUGCUGAGCGUCCAGUCCGCCGUACCGAUCAUCAUGGGAGCCAACAUAGGGACGUCCGUCACCAACACCAUCGUGGCCAUGAUGCAGGCAGGAGACCGCAACGAGUUCCGCAGGGCCUUCGCUGGAGCCACAGUUCACGACUUUUUCAACUGGCUGUCUGUGCUGAUACUUCUGCCCCUGGAGGUUGCCACAGGAGUUCUGUACAAACUCACCCUGCUGAUUAUUGAGUCUUUCAACCUGGAGACUGGAGAGGACGCUCCCGACCUGCUCAAAGUCAUCACAGAGCCUCUCACAAAGUCUAUCAUCCAGCUGGACAAAAAUGUGAUCUCUGACCUUGCCACUGGAAAGGAAGAAGCCAAAAACAAGAGUCUGAUUAAAGUGUGGUGCAAAAAAGAGGAAAACACGACUUUCUGGAAUGAAACGGUGAAAGAAUGCCCUAAUGGCACCUUCUGCUGGACGGUGGGAAAUCAGUCGUUCAUUGAGAAGAACAAGACUGUCACCGAUUACAUUCAGAAAUGCUCUCACCUGUUUGUGGAUGUGGACCUGUCGGAUCUGGCCGUGGGCCUGAUUCUUCUGGCGCUGUCGCUGGCCUGUCUCUGCACCUGCCUCAUCCUCAUUGUCAAACUUCUCAACUCCAUGCUGAAGGGACAGGUGGCUGUGGUCAUCAAGAAGGUGCUCAACACAGACUUCCCCUUCCCCUUUGGCUGGGUUACUGGCUAUAUUGCAAUUGUGGUGGGAGCAGGGAUGACCUUCAUCGUUCAGAGUAGCUCCGUCUUCACUUCAGCUAUAACGCCUCUUGUCGGUAUUGGCGUAAUUAGCCUGGAGAGAGCGUAUCCUCUGACACUGGGCUCUAAUAUUGGGACAACAACCACAGCCAUACUGGCAGCCAUGGCUAGUCCUGGAGAAACACUGGCCAACUCUCUGCAGAUUGCGCUCUGCCACUUCUUCUUCAACAUCAUGGGCAUCUUGCUGUGGUACCCAAUCCCAUUCACGCGAGUUCCCAUCAGGCUGGCCAGAGGCCUGGGGAACAGCACCGCCAAGUACCGCUGGUUCGCCGCCUUCUACCUCUUCCUGUGCUUCCUGGUGAUGCCCCUGACUGUGUUCGGCCUGUCGGUGGCUGGCUGGCAGGUCCUGGUCGGCGUCGGGGUGCCCUUCAUUGCCCUGGUCCUCUUUGUGAUCAUCGUCAAUGUGAUGCAGUCCCGCUGGCCCCGCUUCCUGCCCAAAGUCCUCCGGAACUGGGACUUUCUGCCCCUGUUUAUGCACUCCUUGGAGCCGUGGGACGCCGUCAUCAGCAAGUCGCUUGGCAUCUGCGGGAGAUACUGCUGCUGCUGCUGCAAGUGUUGCUCAAAAGGCAAGGAGAAGGAGAUGCUGGAGGAGAACCCAAAGAAGCUGGAGGCGUACGAUAACCCGGCCAUGUCGAAAGGCGAUCUCAGGAAGGAUUCCUUCUCUGAAACACAGUUUUAA